Messenger RNA from Carassius auratus (goldfish), 1946 nucleotides. RefSeq names its product myelin-associated glycoprotein. Gene Ontology annotation, cellular component: plasma membrane. Lineage: Eukaryota; Metazoa; Chordata; Actinopteri; Cypriniformes; Cyprinidae. Gene Ontology annotation, molecular function: sialic acid binding. The record is from RefSeq and is a predicted model, not a curated record. The coding region runs from base 136 to 1728 and encodes 530 amino acids. Gene Ontology annotation, biological process: cell adhesion. The transcript is spliced from 9 exons.
AGACUAUCACAAGCAUCACGUUCAGCCAGAUAUAGGGAGAAAGAAGCUCUAGGAUAUUUAGCACAUCAGUCUUCUUUUAAUGAUCUCAGGCACCAUUAGAGGACACAACAUUAAGCGCUGAACUUUGAUGCAGAGAUGCUUUUCUGGAGCUGUUUACUGUCACUCUUUCUCUGGCUCAGAGUGUCACAGACUGCUGCAGAAUGGAGUGCUGAAAUGCCAGAAGCAGUGGUGGGUUUGUCUGGAUCAUGUGUGGUGAUUCCCUGUACUUUCAGCUACCCCGCAGAUGGAAAAACAUUCACAGAAUUUACAGGGAUUUGGUACAAAGGAUAUUAUGAAUUAACAGUAUACCAUACAGACGCCUCAGAAAUCAGUGGCGCAUUCCAAGGUCGCACUAGUCUCACUGGUGAUUUGAGUCAAAACGACUGUUCUUUAAAAAUCAGCUCUCUGAGCAGCAGUGACGCUGGAUCAUUCAUGUUCCGGAUUGAGAUUAAAGAUCUGGACAAGUACACCUAUGUCAAGAAUAUAACUUCUGUAACAGUUAACGAAACAACAGAGAUCCCUAUCUCUGUAGAAGAGGAAGUGACAUCAGUGAAACCAGUGACUGCCACCUGUGCCGUGUAUCAUUCCUGUCCCUCGAACCUGCCCCGUGUCACCUGGAACCACAACGGCACACACUCGAGUCGAUCACAGCCGCAAAUUCCAGGGCAGUUGAGGCUUACAUUUUACACCCUGACCUUCACCCCAUCUAGAGAAGACCAUAAUAAAGAUCUCAGCUGCUCUGUGGCGUUUAAAGGGAAGACUGUGACAAACUACACAACACUCAAUGUUAAAUAUCCUCCAUAUGAUGUAAAAGUGGUUUCUAAACCCUCAGUGAAGGAGAAUGACUCUGUUGAACUGACCUGCUCCAGUGACAGUAACCCUCUUCCAAACAGCUACCAGUGGUUCAGCUCAAAUGGGAUUUUGUUGGCAAACGAACAUACUCACAGACUGGAGAGAGUCUCCCGACAUGCUGAGGCCAUUUCCUGUACAGUCAUUAACACAGUGGGAAAAAACAGUUCUGGUCCACAGAAAAUUAAUGUGCUGUAUCCUCCAUAUAAUGUAAACGUGGUCACUAAACCUUCAGUGAAGGAGAAUGACUCUGUUGAACUGACCUGCUCUAGUAACAGCAACCCUCCUGCGAACAGCUACCAGUGGUUCAGCUCAAAUGGAGCAACGUUAGCAAAGAGCCCCUUUUACAAACUGGAGAGAGUAUCCCGACAUACUGAGGCCAUUUCCUGUACCGCCAUUAACACAGAGGGAAAAAACAGUUCUGGUUUACAAAAACUUAAUAUACUGUAUCCUCCUGAGAUUAAAAGUGAAUCUUCUUGCCAGACUAAGACUUUGACUGUCUGUGACUGCAUUGUGGACUCCAACCCCCCCAGUGAAGUCAAGUGGUUUGGUCCAGAUUCCUUGGAAACCUUCUCCAGCACCAGCAUUAAACAAACUGAGUCUUUUACCAUAUUCACCCUCCAGGGUUGGCUGGGUUUCCCUGAGACUGUCCAGUGCUUCGCCAAUAACACUCUGGGAAAUUCUUACAUAACUUUAGAAGCUCCUCAAAAUGGCAUUAUGAUACACAUUGCUGUUGCAUCUGUUGCAGUUGUUUUAGUCUGCAUUUUAGUGUAUGUUGUGAGAAAACGCUGGCAACGAUCUCGCUCUCUCGGUCACUCUCUCAUAAGCUACACAUCAUAGUUUGACUCAAAAAAGACCACAUCACUGCAGAUUGAUGGUACUCACUUUGGUCACCCACUACUACAAUGCCAGCGGUCAUGUCCUUGAUGAAUUCCUCUUCAGAACCUGUGUGCUUUGAUCAAAACAACGGGAAGUGUUAAAAUAUGUCUUACAGUAUUAACAGUUAUCGAACUCAAAUAAAUGUGCACUUAUAAAGUAAAUAAAUUCAUUUACAAUUU